AUGGUUAUUCUAUUCACAUUUGGAAUGAUUGAUGGGUCCCUGGUGUACCUGUCACCAAUUGUAACCGUUAUUCUUGGAUGUAGUUUCAGCAUCUUUUCUAGGGAAGACAAGUUGGGGUGGGAUGGCGAGCCCAAUAGUGAGGUUUCUGUGAAGUCAGCCUAUUAUUUGGCUAAUCAAUUGGGGCGGCAGGGCGAGGUCCGGUCCCAGGAUGCUUCAUCUUUUGUGCCUAACCAAAACUUUGUCUAUGGGAUAGUUGUUGAGGUUGUGUGCCCCAGGUGUGGUAUUGAGGAAGAGUCCAUGGAACAUAUGCUUUUUAUUUGCCCUCAUUCUAUCCAGAUUUGGAAAUUAUUGCCUUUAAGGUUUGAUUUUAUGGUAGAACCCCCUUCCUCAUUUACGAAUUGGUGGAUGACAUUAGUAAGGAAGUCGGCGUCUAAGGAUGAGGGUCAGGAUGUGUUGGGUCUGGUGGCCUACUGUUGCUGGGGUAUUUGGAAGGCUCGGAAUAAGUUUGUUUUUGACGGGCAGCUUUCUGAUCCUUCUAGGGUUGUUUUGCUGGCUUGCUCUUCUUUUUGGGAGUUUAAGGAAGCCUCUUGUUCCCUAACUCUCACUUUGACCUCUUAUAAGUAUGGUCCUGAUUCUGCUUUGUUUUCCCAUCCUUCCCCUUCCCGUUGGUUACCACCAAUAGAUGGUAUUGUUAAAUGUAAUGUGAAUGCUUCAUUUUCAUCUUUUACCCAAGUUGGGGGUGGGGGUGCUAUUUUUCGGGAUUCUCGUGAAAUCAUUCUGCAAGCGGUGAUUUUUUCUCCUCUUUUGGCUUGUAGUGCUAUGGCCGAGCCUAUUUGUUUUCGUAAAGCGGUUAUGUGGGUUUUAUCUUCUCCUUAUAUCCAGGUGUGGUUUGAAUGUGAUUCGUUGUUGGUGGUCCUGGCGGUGAAUAGAGUUGCUUGUGGACCUGUUGAAAUUCAUUCCAUUUCGUUUGAUGUUCAAGUGGCUCUUAUGCGAUUCUCCUUUUCUAGACUUAGUCAUGUCCUUAGACAUGGUAAUGGAGCCGUUCACGCUUUUGCCCAGCUUUCACACCAGCACAUUCAAGAUGAUUUUGCUAUGGUUCAUAUUCUUGGUGAUAUUCUUGACCUGGCAGCCAACGAUUGUUUGUUUUAA
This is a messenger RNA of Cornus florida, 1149 nucleotides long. RefSeq lists its product as uncharacterized. Lineage: Eukaryota; Viridiplantae; Streptophyta; Magnoliopsida; Cornales; Cornaceae. The coding region runs from base 1 to 1149 and encodes 382 amino acids. The record is from RefSeq and is a predicted model, not a curated record. The transcript is spliced from 3 exons. Gene Ontology annotation, molecular function: nucleic acid binding; RNA-DNA hybrid ribonuclease activity.